CCCCGCGACUCCGCGAUGAACUGAAGGGGAGGUUAUCACGGCGCCUAGUGCCCAAUGUCGAUCUAGGUACGAUCCUGCCCAAGGAGGCAGAGUGGGCAGAGUCAGGUACGAAGAUGGACUGGAAGUGCGUAGCCUGUGGUAUGGUGGAUUUGAUGGUGAAGGGUUCCAAGUGCGCAGCAAUGGUGGACACCGGGGCAGAGAUAAACAUUAUUCAGGAGGCGGACGCGAUCAGAUUCGGGCUGGAUAUAGACCGUUCUGACUGCGGUAUUCUGCAUGGAGCCAGCUGUAAGGCCAUGUUUUGCGGGACAGCCUCGAAUGUGCUCGUCGAGGUUGGAAAGGUGAAGGCCAGGGCAUGCUUCUUCAUAAUGCCAGACGUGGACCAUGGAAUCCCUCUGGGGAGGUCAUUCCUAAGCAGGACAGAGAUCGUGAUGUUCAACAGACAUGAUGGAACGUUGAUCCUCCUCUUAUGCGAUCCUGCCUGCGGAAAUUAUGAAAUAAUUACUUGCAGGAACACCGGGCCAAGGAGCAUAAGGAACUGGCCCAAUCCAGGAUCAUUCACAAUCGAGGAGUCGGAAGGGGAGCGCAGAAGGCUCUGGGCAGAGCCCGAAGUAGGAGAGAGGGUGGAAGCAUUUUCCCUCAGCCUGUCAGAUGUUGGGAAGGUCAUGGACCUGGUGACUGCGCAUGAGAUGGCAGAUCCGGAUGCUAUCCAGGCCUUGAGGGAACAAGUUCUGGAAUGCCCUGAGGCAGGAAGGUUGAAACUGGUAUAUCGGCUCCUAGGCAGUGGAGGGAACCCCGCAUCAGUGCAAACACAAUCCGAAGGGAAGGCGGUGGAGAAUACGCCCCCAGUUGAUGGAUUUCUGGAUCAGGAAGAAGAUGUUCGUCUUUAUAUCAACAAAUGGUCGCCGCGGGUGCCUAGCUGUGUAGGCUAUCAUAUCUGGCAAGCGCCAAAGGGGUAUGAAAGGAGGAAUGAGUUAGUCCUUAAGCCCUUUAAAGAAGAGGAUCCUUGGGGUGGUAAGGAUGUUCAGUGGAUGAUGGAAUUAGCGCUGGCCAGCUCGCAUAGCCUGGUGGAGGAUAUGAGGACGAUUGAGGAAGGACCUGGCCAGGUAGAACGACAUGAGGACCUAAUGGGAGAAAUGUAUCUCCUCGUCAAUACGUUAUUGCAGGAAAGCCUAGACUCGUCAGGCUCGUUGAACCCGGCAGGGAAUGUGGACGAAAUACCCGAGAGCCAGGACGACGAGUUCGGGAAAGGGGAAAUUAAGGAAGCUUUUCGUGCAGAGGAGUACGACGGGAUCUACCUAAAGCUGGGGCUUCUUCUAUCAUGUGAAAUGCGGCUAAGAGAUGCGAGCGAUAGGGCUCAAAGGAUGUUGCAGCGCUACUUAGUGCGAGACGGUCACCUUUUCGUGAGAAGGGAAAUGGGGAAUCCCAGGAGAGUCGUCUGCGGUAGGAAUUGUCAGAUCGACGUCGUAGCAGCGCUUCACGAUGGUAUUGCAGGAGGACAUCGAGGGGUACAAGCCACGUAUGCCAAGAUAAGUGAGCUGUACUACUGGGGUGGGAUGAUGGAUAUGGUCGGAAAGUAUUGGCGAUCUUGCGUACCUUGCCAGGAAAGAUCCCGUUUAAGGCAAGGAGAGCCGCUGCAUCCCAGGCUAGAGCGAGAGGUAGGGGCCGUAGUGCAUCUCGAUCUACUUUUUAUGCCACUUGGGGAUCAGGGCCAUAACUAUAUCUUCGAUGCGCGUGAUAACCUGUCUGGGUUCGUAGACGGACGAGCUAUUCGCACAAAGACCGGGUCAGUCCUGGUGAGCUGCAUCGAGGAGUACUACCUGCGUUAUCCUUUUGUCAGGGAAUUCGUAAUGGACAGGGGAUUAGAGUUUACCUGUCAGGAGGUGCAAGAACUGUUAGCAAGAUAUGGUGUGGCAGCCAACUACACCACGGCCGCGCACCCCCAGGCAAAUGCUCCCGUAGAGAGAGGACAUAAUACCAUUACGAACAUCCUGGCCAAAUGGACCGAAGGUAGGCUUGGUCAAUGGCCAAGAUACCUAAGGGCGGCUUUCUUUGUCGAGAACAUUACAGUAAAGAGAUCUACCAAGUACGCACCUGCGACGCUGUGGUACGGAAGGCAUGCCACCUUCCCUAUCGAAAGCUUUCUUAAGACGUGGAGGCGCCGGGAUCUGGAAGUCAACCUGUCGUUUGAAGAGUUGCUCGAUAUUCGGGCGCGGCAGGUCGGGGCGAUAGAAGAAAGGAUCCAGGAGGCAUCUGAUCAGGUGGCGAGAAGCCGUAUGGAUGAUAAGGCCCGAUGGGAUCAGUCUGCGCGAGUGAGAAAAGUACCCUUGGCAGUCGGGGAUGUCGUGCUUCUCUACGAUACGUCGCUGGAGAAGCAGUGGUCCAGGAAGCUCGAUAAGAGAUGGUCUGACUUUACGAAGACAGCCAUGCCAAGAGGAGGGAAGGGGACACGGCCGCCUCAGAGGCCGUUGGGCGCAUCARGAGGAUAUGAGCGGCAUGGGCCUCGCCAACGAGAGAGUACUCCAGUCUACAAUGAUGGGGACAUCGAGCUAUUCCUGAACAGUUUCUGGGAGAAUGCGAGGCGUACGGGCUGGUUCGUCACUCAGGCGAUUGAGAGAUUGAGGGGAGCAGGUAGGUUCGAAGAGCCCAUUGCCAGGAUUCGUAGGGAGGCGACGACGAGGCAGGAGGUGGAGAUAAGGAUGGAGGAGUUGCGACCCUCGCCUGUGGGACUUGAUGGCAGGCCGAUCCGCCUGGAGAUUGGAAAUGBGUCGGACUUCAUCCCCGCGUUUGAGUGGUUCAUGCAAGAGCAGGGCAUACCGAGAGAUGAUUGGAUGCAGACACUACCACUCGGGACCAGGAAGGCGGAAAGGCCACUGGCUAUGCAGAUCAGGGAUAUGGCACGAGAUUGGGAAAGCUGUAGGGCACAUUUGAGAGAGGCCUUUCGACGGCCAGAGCUCCCUCAGCCCAGAGUCGAGAGGCGGCAGAGGAGUCAGAGGCCGAGGGACCCUGAGCCCAGGGAGGCGAGACCAUCUCGAGGAGGACGGAAGACCCUAGCCAGGAGAGAACAGGAGCCAGAGGAUGAGGAGCGAGGGGCAUACCCUGAGUGUGGGUUGGGGCCAGUGGAGUUCCAUCGUUUUACUAACGGGUGGAUUGAGGAGGUCGCCAGCACACACACAGGGGGAGCCACCAGCGUCAGAGGGGCCCUUGAGGGAAUUGGAGAUGCAUUUAGAUAUUUCUCGGUGGAGGGCGUCGCUUCAGGGAGAGCAGGCAAAGGAGGUGCUACGAGAGGAGAGCCUCGCCAGGAGUCGUCUAUGGGGAGAGUUAUCCUGGAGCCAGAGGAGGCAAGAGCCCAGAGACAGGCAGAGAGAGAGGCGUUCGAGUUUAGAGCCCCUACUGAGCUCGCGACGCUGCCAGUGGCGGCGGCAGGCCCAGUCGUACCUUUGGCAGAAGAGGAGGGGCUGCCACCAUCUAGCAGUGAGCCGGCUCAGGGCUCGGCAGAGGGAUCCAUGGGCGUGCUCCUUGAGGCGGUGCAUACUAUGCAGGAGGAGGUGAGUUUGUUUUCACCUAAGCAGAGGAUAGAGGAGCCUCUUGAGAGAGAGAUAGGGAUUGAGGAGGAGGGUGCCAUCGAGGGCAGACUCCAGAGGAUAGGCACACCUGAGUAUGGACCAGAGGAGAUUGAGGAGCCGCCCACGGCAGUGCCAGGGGCGGCGCUCGAGAGGAGGCCUCAGAGGUUGGACACGCCCGAGUACGUUCCAGCGACAGAGGAUUUGAGAGGCGGACUAGGAUUUUGGGCUACUGGAUCUGGGUCUGAUGGACCAGUUCCAGGGACAGAGCGGCAGGAAGUACCGCAGCUCCUCAAGCAGAGCAGCAGGGGGUUAUCAGUACCUUGGCGGGAUCUCCUUCAUCACCACCUCUUCAGCCCAGGAAGAAGAAGUUCAAGAGGAAGGUUGAUCAACUAUGUUUCUACUGCAAGAGAAGCGUGCAUCAUGCUUUGGACUGUCUCGAGUUUCUUGAGGAUAAGGCAGCAGGGAAGAUCUUAGAGGUAGGGGGUAAAAUGUAUGAUAGACAGGGUAGGAUAGUAGAGAAGUCCGCAGAUGGACUUAGGGCUCAGUUAUAUAGGCAAAACAAGGAGGAGUUGAGGAGGUAGGGCCG
Chara braunii is the source of this 4149-nucleotide messenger RNA. The record is from the annotation of a GenBank genome assembly. Lineage: Eukaryota; Viridiplantae; Streptophyta; Charophyceae; Charales; Characeae.